Caenorhabditis remanei is the source of this 654-nucleotide messenger RNA. RefSeq lists its product as uncharacterized. Bases 1 to 654 code for a protein of 217 amino acids. NCBI's taxonomy places the organism in Eukaryota, Metazoa, Nematoda, Chromadorea, Rhabditida, Rhabditidae. The record is from RefSeq and is a predicted model, not a curated record. The transcript is spliced from 4 exons. Gene Ontology annotation, molecular function: protein binding.
AUGGCAGCGGGACAAGAACUACUUCACAACAAGCAGAAGAAGAAAGAAGAAAAACAUGAUGUUGAGAAACCGAAGGGCCCAGGAGCGACCCCUUCACACUUCGUUGACUAUCCAGAAUUCGAAUUCUGGUUCUCGAGAUUCGCUCAAGGAGAUUUGGAUUUGGAUUAUGAUAGAAAUUCCGAUCCGAAAACCCGCUCCCUCACCGACUUGCCACUAGAAGUUUUCAAAAACGUUGGCGAAUACUUGAAGCUACAUGAAAGAUUGAAACUCCGUGAUGUGUGCAAAGAUAUUCGAUAUCAUGUCGAUAACUGGGAUCACAAAGUGACCGAGAUUUCGUAUUGCAAGUCGGAUAAUUGGGAAGUCCGCGAGACGUCGAUAUAUUAUUCGUUUGACAGUUAUCAACAACAUAACAUUCCGUCCAGUUUUCAUCAGAAUCCUAAUUCUUUCUUGAUGAAUAUUCUGAACUUCCCGAAACUUCAAGUGGAGGAAUUGAAGAUUGAUGAAGAAGAUGAAUAUUGGGAGAAAUUCAUCAGAGGACUGGACGAAUCAAAUAGGAAACUUUACGUGAAGAAGGUCGAUUUUCUAAACCGUAACCGUAAAUCAAAAAUGGAUUUGCACUUUAUGAUUCCCGGAGUGAAGAGAUCAAAAUGUUGA